GUUUUGCUCUUCGUUUCAAAUCCUGUUUUGCUCCGGUACGUUCUUUCCGCGUCGUGCACGUGGGCGGGCCGAGUCCGCUCGCCAGGGCGGGCUUCGCCCGCCCGCGGGGAGCUUUGCCCCCCCGCGUGCAGCGCGGGAAAACGGUACCGGAGCAAAACUGGAUUUGAAACGAAGGACGAAACCUUCUCUGAGUCAGUGUUGGUUUCGGUGCGAGGAGCUGUUGUUCAGAGAAGUGAAACCUGUCCCUUGGCUCAAGCAUCUCGGCCUCAGGUCUGAUUCGCAUCGACACUUCCGAUUGCCGCCGCAGAGCCAUGCAGCUCGUCGCCGCCGUCGUCCUCUUCGGCCUGGCCACCGCCAACAACGUCAUGAGCCCGUAUGCCAAAAAGUAUUUGGACAUCAAGGCCAUGUGCGCAGAGUGCGACGACGCAGCGCCCCUCGACGACGAGAAGGACGGCUGCGACCGCAAGGGCUGCGACCGCCAGGAGCCGUCCAUCAUGGGGAAGAGCACCCGCAUGCACAUGUGGACAUGCCACAACGACGAGAACGAGGACUUCGAGCUCAUCUUCGGCCGCGCCAAGAACAAGGCUGCGGGCCGCACUUCCAAGGACGACGCGGAGCUGUGCAUCGACAUCGAGGCCAUGUGCGCGGACUGCUACCCGUCUGCAGACCUCAAGGGCGCAGCGAAAGGCUGCGACAGCAAGGGCUGCAAGCGCCAGACCUUGGACCAGAUCAAGGCGGACGCCGAGGCUGGCGGCGAGGCGGAGAUCCAGCUGUGGACCUGCCGCGACGACGCGUCCAAUUCCAGCUUCUUCGGCAACCAGAAGUGGGACCUCUUGGGCAAUGGCCUGUGGAAGAACGCGGGCGCAAGCCUGUGCCUGGUGGCCAACCACGACGACGCCGAGUCGGUGGCACCUUGGUGGCGCCUGGUGGUAGCUUGGUUGCACCUUGGCACCGUUGGUGGCGCCGACGCCACCAGCGGUGCCGAGGUGCACGUGCGCGAGUGCCCCUACGACUCCGCGGACGGCCUCGCCGAGUUCGUCUUCGACUUCGAGACUGGCGAUCUGGCCGAGCAGUCGGGGGGCGGCGCGAGCGAGGGCCGUCGCCGCGCUCGUCGUGGCCAGUUCUCCGUCGGCGCCAUGGCCGCCCCCUCCAGGGCGAGCUCCCGGGCGCCGCUGGUGGGCGCGGCGUCUGGCGCGCUGGCUCUCGCGGCCGCUGCCGCUGCUGCCGCCCGCCCCCGCUUCGGCGCCAGCGAGCGCGAGCUCCCGCUCGCGACGGCGGAGUGAGCGCGGCGUCGCGAGUCAUGCGUGAAAGGGAGAGUUCCCUUUUUUGAAGAGACGGCGCCCCGCGUUCCUUCCUCCCCCCUCUCCUCCUGGAAUCCAUUGCCCCUGUGUUCUGAGGCAGUUGUAUAGCAGGGGGCACAGAGGACAGAGUGGUU
This is a messenger RNA of Prorocentrum cordatum, 1435 nucleotides long. The record is from the annotation of a GenBank genome assembly. Lineage: Eukaryota; Dinophyceae; Prorocentrales; Prorocentraceae.